AUCGUGCAGUAUUCAUUUUUAGCAACCUUUGCUUGGAUAAAUAUCAUGUGUUUUGACAUCUGGCGUGUGGUGAAAGCAACUAUAAGUUUGGUACCGCUGAGUGACAUCCUGGCGAAUGACGCAAAGAAGUUCAGAGUAUACUGCGCACUUGCCUUUGGUCUGCCUCUUCUCAUAGUAUCCGUAACAAUUACCGUGCAGGUCCUGCCGAAGCAUCUCGUCCCGGGGAACAGCGCCUUUCGACCCAAGUUUGGGGUCACGUCCUGCUGGUUUCAUGGAUUUUCAGGAAGUUUGCUGUACUUCUAUGGACCCGUCGGUGUGUUCUCUGUGACGAGCUUGGCAUUUCUCGGACACACCGUCGUCAUGCUGUUCCAGACGGGGAGUUUAUGUACCUGCUGUUCCAAGAAAGCCCCUGUAAUGGCGUGUAAUCGAACACAUCUCGACGCAUUUUGGCAGCGCUUCAGUUUGUUCGGUCUGUCCGUGCUCUGCUGGGUGACCGAGUUCCUCUCCAGGCUGAUUCAGCCUCAAGAAGUUUGGAUUGUAACAGACAUCAUCAACUCUCUGCAGGGCGUCAUUGUAUUCAUCAUUUUCAUUACUAGCAAGAAGAAACGACGCAUUAUUUUCCAGUCAUGGGGGAGCACCAUGUCCUCAGUCGUGUCGCGAGCAACCAAGACCUUCUCGCGAAGUGAUUCGGCAGGAAGUUCAUCGUGAACACUCAGGAUAGCAAAAAACACACAGAUAGCAAAACUGGAGGCGCACUAUGUUAUCAAAGUGUUGAAAAUAUCUUGUGACAAAGAAACACAACGUUAUGGACCAAGAUAAAAAAAAAAAAAAAAAAUACAUAAAUAAAUAAAUAAAUAAAUAGUGUUGAAAUUUGCUUGGGGACCAGAAAGUCCUGAUGCGGUAUCUUUCAAAUUAGUGAAUAUAAAUUAUAUUACAUUCAUAUUAACAAACAGUCAAGUGUGUGACCGGAUGGGCUCCCAUAUCGGGAAUAAAAGACACUUAGUGCCAGACAACGGCGGACUAGAUUUCGAAGUAGCAUCCAGUAGCCAUGUCAUUUUUAUAGCACGGGAAUGCGCUAUGGAUAAUGUGGAUUAAGUAGGAUUAGGGAUUAUUUCUAGAUUUAUGUGAGGCUAUAUAAUGGACUAAGUAAUAUAUUUGAUCAUUUUAAUUUUGGACGUAAGAAUUAUAUAAUUAAAUAAUCAUAGAUUUGAUUUUCAUGUUUUAAGAUUGAUAUAACUGAAUACAUAUAAAUUUGAUUAUCAAGAUGAUUUAGAAAGUAAGGAAUUAAUUAAUUACUUUUAAGAGAUCUCAGCUCUACGGAAGUGUGAUUUAAUAGAUAAUUAAUUUCUAGUGAAGCGUAAGAAUAAUUUUGUGUUUGCAUGAUAUAUGUAUUAGUUAAGUAUUUUCUAGAAUAAGUCUUUUGCUUGAUUAAGUUACUGCUUAAUGAGAUAAAUUAAGUAUUAUAAUUACUUGAUUAAGUAUAAGAUAUUUUCUGACCACUUUCUUGAUAUGUACUCAUUUACUCUUUGAUGGAGAUGAUCUUCUUUUAACUUAGUAAUUGUGUAAGAACAUUAGCUUAGUAUUUUAACCCAUUCGCCUCAUGUGGCAAGAAUACAUGUCAUGCCCACCGUAAUGCACGUUUAUUUAUUGUAUUUACACAUAAUUGGCUUUACAAGUUCUUAAUCACCAAAUAGCCAGUUAUU
Messenger RNA from Penaeus chinensis, 1703 nucleotides. Its product is annotated as probable G-protein coupled receptor Mth-like 1. Gene Ontology annotation, molecular function: G protein-coupled receptor activity. Lineage: Eukaryota; Metazoa; Arthropoda; Malacostraca; Decapoda; Penaeidae. The coding region runs from base 46 to 708 and encodes 220 amino acids. The record is from RefSeq and is a predicted model, not a curated record. Gene Ontology annotation, biological process: G protein-coupled receptor signaling pathway; cell surface receptor signaling pathway. The transcript has 5 exons. Gene Ontology annotation, cellular component: membrane.